Messenger RNA from Acaulospora morrowiae, 1272 nucleotides. The record is from the annotation of a GenBank genome assembly. NCBI's taxonomy places the organism in Eukaryota, Fungi, Glomeromycota, Glomeromycetes, Diversisporales, Acaulosporaceae.
GCUCAAAAUCAUGUAAACGCCUAUUCAGCACUCCCGCUAUGCUCACAGCAGCAGAACCUCGUACGUUCGGGCAACCGACCCCAGAAACACAUCCACAUUUGAUGAAACCCGGUGAAGUAACACCAGGGAUCUUGGCCAUGGAAUACGAGCUUCGACGCGCAUUAUUAAUGGAAAGGCUACCUGAAAAUAGUAUCGCGAUAUCACUAGGAUAUCGUUUUAACGAGCCCGAUGCAGCGAUGGUUUUAGGUACAUUGGACGAAAAGAAUAACAGUCGCAGAGGUUAUAAGAUGACAAUGUUUGUGCCUCCCAAAAAUCCUAGCGUCGAAAUGUGGGAGGGUCCUCGGACGGGUGUUAUUGGGGCUGCGAUGGAAUCGUCAAGGUUCAACUCAAAGGUCAAAGAAAUAAUUAAAAACUAUGAAGAAAUCUACAUCGACCUGCCCCCCCGAACAAACAUUCUAUCAACCGACAACAUUCAAAAAAAUAUCAAUCGGGCUUGUGUCAAACCACUGAGUAAAAUAAUCCAAGAUUUGCGGGUAAUCAAGAGUGACGCCGAAAUAAAUCUGAUGAAGAAAGCUGGAGAGAUCACAGGAAAAGCGUUCAUCCAAACGAUGAAAUUUACAAAGCCUGGACUUCUGGAGCAUGAUUUAUACGCUAAAAUAGAUUUUGAAUGUCGUAAACAUGGGGCACAAUUUCUGGCAUACGUUCCCGUGGUCGCAGGAGGAAUUAAUGCAUUAACAAUGCAUUAUGUGAGAAAUGAUAUGUUACUUCGGGAUGGCGAGUUGGUAUUAAUGGAUGCGGGCGGCGAGUACCAUGGGUAUGCUAGUGACAUCACGCGUACGUGGCCGAUUAACGGAAAAUUUACGCAAGCACAACGUGAAAUAUAUGAAGUGGUCUUGAAGCUAUGUACAGAAGAGGAAAACAUAUCUUUAAAUGGGAUACACGAGGCUUCAGUGCAAAUAAUGAAAGAGGAAUUAAUAAAUCUUGGUUUUGAUCUUGUUGAAGGGGAUGUUGAUCGUGUCUUAUAUCCUCAUCACGUGGGACAUUAUCUUGGCCUCGAUGUACAUGACACUCAUGAUCUUGAUCGUUCACGGAGAUUACUAAGCGGAAUGGUGAUAACAAUAGAACCAGGCAUCUACAUCCCGCCAAAUGACGCAUACCCUAAGAAAUAUCAUGGCAUGGGGAUUCGUAUUGAAGAUAAUGUUUUGGUUGGUAAAACGGAUCCCAUUGUGCUGAGUUCCACGUCACCCAAAGAGAUAGUUGAUAUCGAGUAUU